UGACGGGGAUGAUGUCACAUCUGGUGUUGCUAUGGUUCUGGUAGUUCUGCCCGGUUUUUAAUUGGACUAAAAAAAUGAUAGCAACUCGUUCAGCCAAUGUGCGUUCAGGUCGCGAGGGAGCUUCUCGCCCUGGCCGGGGUCCAACAGCCAUCGUCGGUCAGGGGGAAAAGUCGUAAAAAAUGGCGUUGGACGGACAUCAGGAAACAAGCACAAAAGCGUUUUUUGAGAAUUAUCAAAAGGACAUCACCUCUCAUGUGCCGUGGUCUCACACUCCCUCAAACCAUUCCAGUGAAACUAGUGCUUUUGCCCAGAACAGCUUUAAGAAAAGGAACCCAACUGUUAAUCCUGAUUAUGAGGGUGAAGCAGAUCUGCAGGGUUUAGUGUCAAACAUUUUGGAUGAGAAAGAUGCAAGUGACAGCUUCUACAGUGAAAGCUUACCUGGAAGCAGCUCCAUCUGGUCUCCAAAGACACUGAGAGAAGAGCUGCAAUGUUAUCCCUCAGAAGCUGAAGUCUUCCCAAAUACCCCAAUGCCUUCAAAUCAUUUACCCCAUGACAUGUUCAACCACGCACCACAGCCUGAGUUGACUCAACAAUUCAAUUCAGUUGCGACUAAUGAACAGUAUCAUCCCAAUCUGCCAAAUGGAGACAGUUGCUCCUUCCAGCUGAAGAAAUUGCCACCAGGUCUACCAUUACCCAACGCAGUAAACGCAGGUCCACCUGAAAUACAUCUGAAUAAAUACGCCUGGAUGCCAAAAAAUAUGGAGAAGGAAGCCAAUCAACCAGUGAAUAACUACCCAGAGGUCAGCAACGUCUAUAAUCCCCCAAACAAUAUGAAUGGAUCACCUUUUGAUGGUUUCUAUGACGACCGCUCCAUUCAGACUCAGGAGGACAUGAACCAGCUGGUCAGGAGCUUCCAGUCCCUCAUAUCCUCAGAGAAUAAUUACAUUUCCCCUGAAAAUUUUACAAACAUGCAAAAAAAGAGCAGAGACGACAAGACUGAACAAUACCAAAUUACUAGCCAAGCGAUGUCACCACAGAGAGCUCCCAUGAUGCAGAUCCCAAAACAGCUGAUGGACAACCUGGUGCAGCACGGCCGAGUUGGAGAUUUGAGAAAACAAACGUUUAAUCAGCACCUCACUAACUUCAGCCCUUACAACAGGGACUACUUUCAGCAAUCAAACCAAUCUUCUGAUCACUCACAGAGAAGGAUGGCAGCAGAUAACACGAAUGUAGGUACGAGCCCGUAUUUUAAUCAUCACGUCCCCCAAAGCCAGAUGCACAAGAUCAAGCAACAGAUGCAGAAGGAGAAGAGGAGGACACACACGUCUGGGUUUCAUGGAGAAGACUUCCCCAAGAGGCACCAAAGCAACGCUUACAUGACACCAGAAAAGAAAACACAACUCUCUCAGAACAUGUACUUCCAAGGGAGCAUGCAGCCUCACAGAGCUGAAGGAGAACACAACAUGAUAGGUGCAGAGAACGCUUCUCAACUUAACCCGUUUGCACGUCCCAGCAAAGAUCUCAGAAGGCCCUCAGACUUCAUCCCUAGAUCAACAUCCUUCCAUGAACUUCGUAUGUCUGGACACGAGGCUUCAGGUUACGGCCCAAAUGUCAGCGACUUGAGAGCCUCAUCUUUUCAAAGUCACCCGUCCGCCGCUACUCCUCCACUCAUGAUGAAUCAAGGAGCGGCGAACCAGCUCCACGUCUACGUGGAUGAAUGUGACAGGGAGUGCAGGGCUCUGGAGAAGGAAAGAAAGGCGAUUGAGGGCACUCUAAGAAAAACUUUCCCUGGAAUACGGAUUCCAGCAGGCGCCAGCGUCAACCUCCCCAGACCCUCAGGAAGCCCCACGAAACUGGACCACAUUGUUGUUAACCAGAUGAGAGAACAAAUAAAGGUAGCAAACCUUUUCGAAAGAAUGGAGGCUCUCUGUGACGCCCCUCUGCACAACAACAUACACACAGUGCUGAAACGGCAUCACAUGGCUGUGUGCAUCACACAAGCACGAUGCAACGAGAACGCCAGGAGCUUCAAACACCAGCAGCAGAAAACUCCUUUCAUGGAAAAUAAAGCCACCUUGAUGGUCAUGGCGCUGCAGGAUCUGGCAGCGACUACCAGGAGGCUCCGCACAGCUCUGUGGGGCGCUCUGCAGAUGACCCUCCCCCCUCCCGUCAGGACACCCGAAUACCACGAUUAUGAGGCAGUCACGUGCACAGACAAGUGCAGCGUUCCGUUCGUAGGUUACUCUUUCACACUCAUGAAUUAACUGGUUGAAAGUACAGGUUAGACGAUUAAGAUUGUUCUUUUAGCAUCUGUUAAAAGUUGUCUGCUGCAGAAAAUGAGAUGACAAAAUCGUUUUUGGCACCAUAGAGCUUUGUUUUGGUUUAUCAACUGCAUGAAAUUUAUUCAACCUCGCAGUCAAAUCUCCUCGAAUUAGUGUCAGCUCCACAUCAACAUGAAUCUUGUACCAUCACUGUUGUAUUUAAAGACACUAUUUAUGUGGAAGAGUUCGCCGAAUUCUUCAUUUUACCUAUUUAUUCAGUUUAGAAACCGGUUUUAGGCAUUCAAAAGCAAUAAUAAUCCAAUCACAGAAUCUCAGUUGUUUCAACAUUAAUUUGUUCUCUAGAAACUCCCAAUCAUUUAUCUGAAAUUGUUUCAUGUAGGAUUCUGGAAUCAGAAACUCGUUUUAAAAAGUUCUCAAACCGAAUGAAAAGCUCACUAUAUUUAACCCUGUUAUAAAGCUAUACGUUAUAAAAGCAUUGUUUUCCUGACGUUAGUUUGGAGUUUAUUAUAAAAUUUAAAACAAAUAUCAACUAGUAGGUUCAAGUUACGAAAGCAUUUUACUACGAUACCUGUGUAAUCAUACGGUUUCUCCUCUAAAAAUGCCAUUUAAAUGUUAAAUUAAGGUUGUUUUGUUGUGACUUGUUGCCAUAGUAAUGUGUUCUCCUAAAGCAAUUUUUUAAAUCUGAUCUCCUGUUGAUGCUACGUCCUCUAAAGAACAGUUUAAGUGUUGAAGUUGACGUGUUCUGUAAACUGGAUAUUUAAAAAAAAUAAAGUAAAUAAAAUGUUGAAAAAAA
Messenger RNA from Oryzias melastigma (Indian medaka), 3075 nucleotides. It is a transcript of the gene meioc, whose product is annotated as minamoto. Gene Ontology annotation, cellular component: nucleus; cytoplasm. The coding region runs from base 180 to 2264 and encodes 694 amino acids. Lineage: Eukaryota; Metazoa; Chordata; Actinopteri; Beloniformes; Adrianichthyidae. The transcript has 8 exons. Gene Ontology annotation, biological process: meiotic cell cycle; male meiosis I; female meiosis I. The record is from RefSeq and is a predicted model, not a curated record.